AUGUUAUUUUCUGGUCCAAAACAAAUGGAAUUGGAAGAAACCGUCGGGCGUUUGAUGGAACAAGUCGAGCGAUACGAGAAGAGAUUCGGCCAAGAUCUGACCAGAGUAGAAGCAAGUUCAGAACUGAGAAGACUGAAGUUCACCCUUAUUAAGAUGUGGAAGGACGGUGAGCGUGACUUGGUAAAGACUCAAAUCAUCGAUUACUGUAUUAUGACCGUACUGCAAACUAUGCUAUUGUUUGUUUUUUGGAGACUUUUUGUUUGCAACAGUUAUUUGUUGGCGAUACCUGUAUCAAUUGCGUAUUUCGGAUAUGGUGUUUAUUCGACGCUUCAAACAAGUAAACAAAAAUAUGCUGAGCUGGAAGAGACUGAAAAUGCGUUCGAGUGGAUCAGCAAUUUCGAUACAGAUGAUGUGGUGACUGAUGUUUUUGAUACUAACAAUAAUGAUAACAAUGAAUCGUCAAUUUUAAAUUUGAAAGAAAGUCGAGAAGAGCUGUUAGAGUUUUAUAUGGAUGAUGUUGCCCCACUAAACUAUCAACAUAACACCGUGGCGAAUUCCAAUGACUUUUGGCUGACAGAAUUUUGA
Molecule: messenger RNA, 585 nt
Organism: Caenorhabditis remanei
Lineage: Eukaryota; Metazoa; Nematoda; Chromadorea; Rhabditida; Rhabditidae
Exons: 4
Coding region: 1-585 (194 amino acids)
Source: RefSeq, a predicted model, not a curated record